This is a messenger RNA of Coregonus sp. 'balchen', 12809 nucleotides long. NCBI's taxonomy places the organism in Eukaryota, Metazoa, Chordata, Actinopteri, Salmoniformes, Salmonidae. The record is from the annotation of a GenBank genome assembly.
AUGCACCGGGGCCCGCCCCUUCUCCGCCCACCACGCCCCGCCUCGCCCCUCACAGCCAGGCACAACAGAGAAGAAAAGAAAAGGCACAUUAGGUUGGGGGUCAUUUCCUCUGGAGUCGCCAUGCGCCUGCUUCUGCAAAACGCUUAUAGCUCUAUAAAAGAUACCAGGAAACUUCUAAUUAGCCUUUCCUCUCAUGCUGUGUGGAGGGAUGCUGACGACGACGCUCUCUAAUUUGCCUGACUGCCGUCCUGCCUGCCUCGCUCUCUCUCUGGCUUCAAUUGACAUGAGCCAGAACAGACAUUCAGUCAGACGUGUCCUGCUGGAAAUAGCUAUCGGCAGACAGGCAUGCACCAAAAUAGUGUUCAAUGAGAUUUGUAAUUGAGUCUUGAUAAUUGAUCAACUUGUCAUACAGUCCAUUCGGAAAGUAUUCAGAACCCUUGACUUUUUCCACAUUUUGUUACGUUACAGCCUUAUUCUAAAAUUGAUAAAAAUUGUUUUUUUCCCUCAUCAAUCUACACACAAUACCCCAAAAUGACUAAGCAAAAACAGGUUUUUAGAAAUGUUUGCCACCAUUUUUUAAAUAAAAAAGUGAAAUGUUACAUUUACGUAAGUAUUCAGACCCUUUACUCAGUACUUUGUUGAAGCACCUUUGACUACAGCCUCGAGUCUCCUUGGGUAUGACGCUAUAAGCUUGGCACACCUGUAUUUGGGGAAUUUCUCCCAUUCUCUGCAGAUCCACUCAAGCUAUGUCAGGUUGGAUGUGGAGCGUCGCUGCACAGCUAUUUUCAGGUCUCUCCAGAGAUGUUAGAUCGGGUUCAAGUCCAGGCUCUGGCUGGGCCACUCAAGGACAUUCAGAGACUUGUCCCGGAGCCACUCCUGCGUUGUCUUGGCUGUGUGCUUAGGGUCAUUGUGCUGUUGGAAGGUGAACCUUUGCCCAGUCUGAGGUCCUCAGUGCUCUGGAGCAGGUUUUCAUCAAGGAUCUCUCUGUACUUUGCUCCGUUAAUCUUUCCCUCGAUCCUGAGUAGUCUACCAGUCCCUGCCACUGAAAAACAUCCCCACAGCAUGAUGCUGCCACCACCAUGCUUCAUCGUAAGGAUGGUGCCAUGUUUCCUCCAGAUGUGACGCUUGGCAUUCAGGCCAAAGAGUUCAAUCUUGGUUUCAUCAGACCAGAGAAUCUUGUUUCUCAUGGUCUGAGAGUCUUUAGGUGCCUUUUGGCAAAUUCCAAGCGGGCUGUCAUGUGCCUUUUACUGAGGAGUGGCUUCCAUCUGGCCACUCUACCAUAAAGGCCUGAUUGGUGGAGUGCUGCAGAGAUGGUUGUCCUUCUGGAAGGUUCUCCCAUCUCCACAGAGGAACUCUGGAGCUCUGUCAGAGUGACCAUCGGGUUCUUGGUCACCUCCCUGACCAAGGCCCUUCUCCCCCGAUUGCUCAGUUUGGCCGGGCGGCCAGCUCUAGGAAGAGUCUUGGUGGUUCCAAACUUCUUCCAUUUAAGAAUGAUGGAGGCCACUGUGUUCUUGAGGACCUUCAAUGCUGCAGACAUUUUUUGGUACCCUUCCCCAGAUCUGUGCCUCGACACAAUCCUGUCUCGGAGCUCUACGGACAAUUCCUUCGACCUCAUGGCUUGUUUUUUGCUCUGAUAUGCACUGUCAACUGUAGGACCUUAUAUAGACAGGUGUGUGCCUUUCCAAAUCAUGUCCAAUCAAUUGAAUUUACCACAGGUGGAUUCCAAUCAAGUUGUAGAAACAUCUCAAUGAUGAUCACGGGAAACAGGAUGCACCUGAGCUCAAUUUCGAGUCUCGUAGCAAAGGGUCUGAAUACUUAUGUUUUAAGGUAUUUCAUUUUUUAAAAUGUUUAUUACAUUUGUACAAAUUUCUAUAAACCAGUGUUUGCUUUGUCAUUCUGGGGUAUUGUGUGUAGAUUGAUGAGGAUUUAUUUAUUUUUGAUCAAUUUUAGAAUAAGACUGUAAUGUAACAAAAGGGAAGGGGUCUGAAUACUUUCCGAAUGAACAUCGAACAAUAAUCUUUAUUCUAUUUCAAAUCUGAACCUCAAAUCUUCUUAACUUCCAAACUGCUUUUAACUUUCUUGACAAGUUCGAUGAUUAUUUUCUAGUCUGUGAAUUGCUUUGCUCAAGGUGAGCUAAUUUAUAUGUCAUUCAGGUCCAUAUCACUGCUGAAAUCUUAUUUACAUUUUAGUCAUUUAGCAGACGCUCUUAUCCAGAGCGACUUACAGUUAGUGAGUGCAUACAUUUUCAUACUGGCCCCCCAUGGGAAACGUACCCACAACCCUGGCGUUGCAAGCGCCAUGCUCUACCAACUGAGCUACAGGGGACUGUGAAAGGAAGGUAAAAAAUUUUCUCUUGAUUAACAUUAUUGUUUUGGUAAUAGUUCACCACCACCAUGGUAUGUGGAAUGGAACUGCCACGUAAUACUCCAUUCUUAGUUUUUCUAAGAUAAAACAAACGACUAACCGUUCCGUUAUUUUCAAAAGUCAGUGUUUAUCAGCUGUGCCGUCACUAAUGAAAAUCACUGCGAAACCAUGUUUGUUUUGCAUUUGAUUUGGGCCCGGGUUCAGAUGGUCAGAUGGAGAGUGCUCCAUGAGACACAGUGGCACGUAUGUUUGAACACAGGUACCCGGUAGGAAUGGAGAAUGGGGCUUUUUGAGGGUAGACCCUUUAAAGUUCCCCCAGUAGGAAAGAAUAAUAUAGGACCUUAUAAACACGGCCUCCACAUGAAGAGUGUUAUGGUUAGGGGAGCUUCAGGCCUGGGACUGGGGCAGCCCUCCCUCGCCCUCUUUCUCCCCCAGACCCGCCGUCUCCACCUCCACCCUCACCUCCGCCCUCCCUCUCUACCUUCCCCCUCUCUGCCCCUCUGUGUGUGUGUCUGUGGGCCUGGACAGGAGCAGAGGAAAAGGGUCCUUCAGCCUAGCGCUACACCAGUCCAGCACCACUUUCCUUUCCACUGCUCCACUACACACAGGAGCCAGAGCUGGAGCAGUCUGCCCAGCCGUGAGGGAAAGCCGUGCUUUACCUCAGUCAUCACAUCAGGCCAUGCCACUGACAGUGGCCUGAAAGUAUUACGUAUUUUCUUGAACUGGAUAAUCUUUGUCAACUAGUCACUUUUCCAACUAAUCAUUUCAACUGGUCACAGAUUACAUUAAGUGUAUUGAAUGUAUAAACAUAGCAUCAGAAAAAUGUAAUAUCCAAUACAUAGGAAAUGGUCCAAUGUUCUCCUAAUAGUGCUACAUAAGGGAAAACCUCUGUUCUGUCCCUCUGCACCUGUUUCGAGAAAACAUCAGCACACAGAGAGUAAAGGAAUGAGCCCUGGCUAAGACCUCUUUAGACAAGAUAAUGCCCCCCUAAUUCCACCUCGGUGUUGCUGAAUAGCCACCUCUCCCGUGCCAGUGGAAUUGUUGCUACACCCAGGCUUACUCUCCCAGAACCCAAUAGCAACAAUGGGGGCUAGCAAAAAACACUUGGUGCUGGCUUUGGGCUCUUCUGACUCUCUUGUGCCUCACUACGCGGUGUUAAGCAGGGUGCGGCCCUCUGGCUGUCAUAUGGCCCUCUGGACCAGAACACCAGGAUUAAAUCAGGACAAAGAACAGUAUACGUGCACACACACACACACACACACACACACACACACACACACACACACACACACACACAAGCACACACACCUGACCAGGUUCCAUCAGGCAACAGGGAUGUUGGCAAAAGACACGGCCAGGCAGAGCAGACAUAGUGGACAAUCAGCUUAGUCCACUGGCUUGAUGUGACUGCUUAGCCGGCUGUCUUUGUCUAUACUCACUACUCUGUGAUGGUCAGAGUGCUAGGAAGCCUUUACAUCUCAGUGAUAAUUAUUGGUAAUUUACAAAUCAAAAGAAAAUGUUGUGAUUUAAAUAGAUCUGGUAUGUGCUAUUAUUUUACACAGACCCCGUUGUCACUAUUAUGAGCAGUUACGAUUAAUCUGAAUUUUAGGGAAUGUUUCAACAACAAUGAGGUGUGGAUCAUUAGCACCUGCGUACCACACACAGUUGUUGACACAAGGUUAUUCAAAACAUGGCUGGUUAGUGAGUGUGUGUGUGUGCAUGUGGGUAUGUGUGUCCGUGCAUGACUGUGCAUAUGUGUGUGUGUGUAUGUGUAUAUAUACAGUACCAGUCAAAAGUUUGGACACACCUACUCAUUAAAGGGUUUUUCUUUAUUUUUACAAUUUUCUACAUUGUAGAAUAAUAGUGAAGACAUCAAAACUAUGAAAUAACACAUAUGGAAUCAUGUAGCAACCAAAAAAGUGUUUGUCACGACUUCCUCCGAAGCUGCCUCGGCGUUCGUCAUCACCGGCCUUCUAGCCACUGCCGCUCCUCAUCAUUCCAUUUGUUUUGUCUUGUUUUUUACACACACCUGGUUCAUAUCCCCUCAUCAGUCCCUGUAUAAGUAUUCCCUCUGCCCCCCAUGUCUUUGUGUGUGAUUGUUUCCAUGUGGAGUUGUCGCUAGCUCGGUUGAGCAUUCAUGUUACUUUUGUCGCCGUGAAAUUCACCCGUGUGUUUUGUUUCCCCAGUGCACAUUGAAGUCGCACUGUAUUUGGUUUUUCCAUUGCUGCAAACUGCUGUAUUGGAUGAAUAAACCAUAUUCUGUGAUUCACACCUCCUGCGCCUGACUCCGUCCUCAUCACCCGCUACAGAAUCACACACCCAACAGCAUGGAGAGGGGAAUAUGCCUGGAGCCGUUGAGCGGGUCCCGGAGCAUUCCAACAUGUUAGCCAGCUUGGGCGAAGCGAUGGAUCGGGUUCUCCAGGUCGUCCAGCGCCUGGAGAGGAGAGGACCCGACCCUGCGGAACCAGCUGAGCGACCGGAUCCAGCCACCCACACCCCAGCCCCCAGAGGUAUUCACCUGUCUCGACCGAGGAAAUACGACGGGACAGCGGCCCGCUGCCAGGGUUUCUUCCUGCAGCUGGACCUCUAUUUCACCACCAUCAUCCCCGCUCCAUCGGAUCGGGAGAAGGUGUCCGCCCUCGUCUCCUGCCUCUCGGGGAAAGCCCUGGAGUGGGCCAACGCGGUCUGGAGUGAAGGAGGAGACGCGUUGGACAACUACGGAGAGUUCGUCUGGUCCAUCUGAGGCAGGGGACGAGGACCGCGCAAGACUUUGCCCUGGAGUUUAAAACUCUAGCGGCUGGGUCCGGGUGGAACUAGCGGUCCCUCAUCGACCACUUCCGAUGCAGCCUGCGUGAGGACGUCCGAAGGGAACUAGCCUGCCGGGAUACCACGUUGACCUUCAACCAACUGGUGGACAUGGCCAUCCAGUUGGACAACCUGCUGGCUUCGAGAGGACGUCCUGCCCGUUUCACCCCCCUUCAACCCGGAUCAAGUUCUGACGGAGCUGGGUGGUGCAGCGAUCCGGGAGAACGGAGGACGUUGCUGCACAAUGUCGUCAGAGUUCUUCUGGUUCUGUAGGCGGCAGGCAGGGCACUCUCGCGUCACCCCAGGUAGCGCUAACCCACACUCGUUCAGAGCCCUCUGCUGCGCAUUUCACCAUCCACGUCAACUUCCCUGAUUACACGGUAGUUCUCAGUGUAAGACGCUGGUAGAUUCAGGCGCAGCUGGGAACUUUAUGGACAGGUCUUUAGCUCUUAGUCUACGUAUUGCAUUGGUUCCCCUGUCCAUUCCAUUGCCCAUCAAAGCACUUGACAGUCAACCAUUAGGGUCAGGUUUUGUUAGGGAGGUUACAGCACCAGUCACUAUGAUUACGCAGGAGACCCAUAGGGAGCUAAUCACCUUUCAUAUUAUUGAGUCCCCUGAUUUUUCUGUUGUGUUGGGCCUUCCCUGGUUAGCACUACACGGCGAAACACCCUUUCCUCGUCUGGACUGACCGCCGUAACCUGGAUUACAUCCGGGCAGCGAGGAGGCUGAACCCUCGCCAGGCCAGGUGGGCCUUGUUCUUCACCCGGUUUGAUUUCAUGCUGUCCUAUAUACCAGGCACAAAGAAUGUGAAGGCAGACGCACUGUCACGGCUUUACGACACAGAGGAGAGGCCCAUAGACAACACCCCCGGCCUCCUGCAUUGUGGCGCCGGUGGUGUGGGCGGUGGACGCGGACAUAGAGCGGGCGUUACGCACAGAGCCAUCUCCACCUCAGUGCCCAGCUGGGCUGCGGUACGUGCCGUCUAUUGUCUGUGAUCGUCUUAUCUAUUGGGCACACACGUCCCCCUUCUCUGGUCACCCAGGCAUCGGCCGUACAGUGCGCUGCCUGACCGGGAAGUACUGGUGGCCUACCUUGGCUAAGGACAUGAGGGUGUAUGUCUCCGCCUGCUCGGUGUGCGCCCAGAGUAAGGCACCUAGGCACCUUCCAGCGGGUAAGUUACAUCCCUUACCAGUUCCACAACGGCCAUGGUCCCACUUAUCGAUUGACUUUCUAACUGAUCUUCCCCUCUCUCAGGGUAACACCACUGUCCUGGUCGUUGUGGACCGCUUCUCUAAAGCCUGCCGCCUCCUUCCUCUGCCCGGUCUCCCCACGGCCCUGCAAACUGUGGAAGCCCUGUUUACUCAUGUCUUCCGGCACUACAGGAUGCCAGAGGACAUAGUGUCUGACCGGGGUCCCCAGUUUACGUCUAGGGUCUGGAAGGCGUUCAUGGAACGUCUGGGGGUCUCGGUCAGCCAGACAUCUGGGUUUCACCCCGAAUCUAAUGGGCAGGUGGAACGGGUGAAUCAGGAUGUGGGUAGGUUCCUGCAGUCCUACUGCCAGGACGGCCGGGGGAGUGGUCGUUGUUCUUGCCAUGGGCCGAAUAUGCCCAGAACUCUCUACGUCACUCCUCCACUAACCUAUCACCAUUUCAAUGUGUUUUAGGGUAUCAGCCGGUCCUAGCUCCCUGGCAUCAGAGCCAGACCGAGGCUCCUGCGGUGGACGACUGGUUUCGGCGCGCGAAGGAGACAUGGAACGCCGCCCACGUCCACCUACAGCACGCCGUGCGUAGCCAGAAAGCCAAUGCUGACUGCCACCGCAGGCCCCGGUCUUUGUACCGGGUGAUCGGGUCUGGCUCUCGACCCGGAACCUGCCCCUCCGCCUGCCCUGCCGGAAGCUGAACCCGCGGUUUGUGGGGCCGUUCAAAGUCCAGAGGAGAGUUAACGAGGUUACGUAUAGGUUGCUGCUCCCUCCUGAUUACCGUAUUAACCCCUCGUUUCACGUAUCUCUCCUCAGGCCGGUUGUGGCUGGUCCACUCCAGGAGUCUGAGGUGUGAGAGAUCCCUCCGCCCCAUCUGGACAUCGAGGGGGCCCCGGCGUACUCUGUCCGUUCCAUCCUGGAUUCGAGGCGUCGGGUGGGGGGCCUUCAGUACCUCAUGGAGUGGGAGGGGUACGUUCCGGAGGAGCAGUGCUGGGUCCCGGUGAAGGAUGUCCUCGAUCCCUCCCUGUUGCGGGAUUUCCACCGUCGCCUUCCGGCUCGCCCUGCUCCGCGUCCUCCGAGGCCGUUGUCGGCGCGCUGCUGGAGCUGCGCGUCAAGAGGGGGGGGUACUGUCACGACUUCCUCCGAAGCUGCCUCCUCUCCUUGUUCGGGCAGGCUUCGGCGUUCGUCGCCACCGGCGAACGCAGACAAAUAAACCAUAUUCUGUGAUUCACACCUCCUGCACCUGACUCCGUCAUCACCCGCUACAGUGUUAAACAAAUCUAAAUAUAUUUGAUAUUUGAUAUUCUUCAAAGUAGCCACCCUUUGCCUUGAUGACAGCUUUGCACACUCUCAACCAGCUUCACCUGGAAUGGUUUUCCGACAGUCUUGAAGGAGUUCCCACAUAUGCUGAGCACUUGUUGGCUGCUCUUCCUUCACUCUGCGGUCCAACUCAUCCCAAACCAUCUCAAUUGGGUUGAGGUCUGGUGAUUGUGGAGGCCAGGUCAUCUGAUGCAGCACUCCAUCACUCUGCUUCUUGGUCAAAUAGCCCUUACACAGCUAGGAGGUGUGUUGGGUCAUUGUCCUGUUGAAAAACAAAUGAUAGUCCCACUAAGCGCAAGCCGGAUAGGAUGGCGUAUCGCUGCAGAAUGCUGUGGUAGCCAUGCUGGUUAAGUGUGCCUUGAAUUCUAAAUAAAUCACUGACAGUGUCACCAGCAAAGCACCCCCACAUCAUCACACCUCCUCCUCCAUGCUUCACGGUGGGAACCACACAUGCGGAGAUCAUCUGUUCACCUACUCUGCAUCUCACAAUGACAUGCCGGUUGGAACCAUAAAUCGGACAUUUGGACUCAUCAGACCAAAGGACAGAUUUCCAUCGGUCUAAUGUCCAUUGCUCGUGUUUCUUGGCCCAAGCAGGUCUCUUCUUCUUAUUGGUGUCCUUUACUAGUGGUUUAUUUGCAGCAAUUCGACCAUGAAGGCCUGAUUUGCGCAGUCUCCUCUGAAAAGUUGAUGUUGAGAUGUGUCUGUUACUUGAACUCUGUAAAGCAUUUAUUUGGGCUGCAAUUUCUGAGGCUGGUAAAUCUAAUGAACAUAUCCUCUGCAUCAGAGGUAACUCUGGGUCUUCCAUUCCUGUGGCGGUCCUCAUGAGAGCUAGUUUCAUCAUAGCGCUUGAUGGUUUUUGCGACUGCACUUGAAGAAACUUUCAAAGUUCUUGAAAUGUUCUGGAUUGACUGACCUUCAUGUCUUAAAGUAAUGAUGGACUGUCGUUUCUCUUUGCUUAUUUGAGCUGUUCUUGUCACAAUAUGGACUUGGUCUUUUACCAAAUAGGGCUAUCUUCUGUAUACCAACCCUACCUUGUCACAACACAACCGAUUGGCUCAAACGCAUUAAGAAGGAAAUAAAUUCCACAAAUUAACUUUUGACAAGGUUCAUUGAAAUGCAUUCCAGGUGACUACCUCAUGAAGCUGGUUAAGAGAAUGCCAAGAGUGUUUAACACUACCCGCAAAACACCAGUCUCAACGUCAACAGUGAAGAGGCGACUCCGGGAUGCUGACCUUCUAGACAGAGUUGCAAAGAAAAAGCCAUAUCUCAGACUGCCCAUCUUUUAUUUGUAUUGGCGAGUCUAAGAUAUGGCUUUUUCUUUGCAACUCUGCCUAGAAGGUCAGCAUCCCGGAGUCGCCUCUUCACUGUUGACGUUGAGACUGGUGUUUUGCGGGUACUAUUUAAUGAAGCUGCCAGUUGAGGACCUGUGAGGCGUCUGUUUCUCAAACUAGACACUAAUGUAUUUGUCCUCUUGCUCAGUUGUGCACCGGGGACUCCCACUCCUCUUUCUAUUCUGGUUAGAGCCAGUUUGCACUGUUCUGUGAAGGGAGUAGUACACAGCGUUGUACGAGAUCUUCAGUUUCUUGGCAAUUUCUCGCAUGGAAUAGCCUUCAUUUCUCAGAACAAGAAUAAACUGACGAGUUUCAGAAGAAAGUUAUUUGUUUCUGGCCAUUUUGAGCCUGUAAUCGAACCUACAAUUGCUGAUGCUCCAGAUACUCAACUAGUCUCAAGAAGGGCGGUUUUAUUGCUUCUUUAAUCAGAACAACAGUUUUCAGCUGUGCUAACAUAAUUGCAAAAGGGUUUUCUAAUGAUCAAUUAGCCUUUUAAAACGAUAAACUUGGAUUAGAAAACACAACGUGCCAUUGGAAAACAGGACUGAUGUUUGCUGAUAAUGGGCCUCUGUACGCCUAUGUAAAUAUUCCAUUAAAAAUCAGCUGUUUCCAGCUACAAUAGCCAUUUACAACAUUAACAAUGUCUACACUGUAUUUCUGAUCAAUUUGAUGUUAUUUUAAUGGACAAAAAAAGUGUUUUUCUUUCAAAAACAAGGACAUUUCUAAGUGACCCCAAACUUUUGAACUGUAGUAUAUAUAUAUAUAUAUAUGUGUGUGUGUGUGUGUGUGUGUGUGUGUGUGUGUGUGUGUGUGUGUGUGUGUUAGUGUUAGCUCAGUCAGCAGUGGACCCAGGGUUCUCUGUGCAUUCCUGUGGGUCGUGCCAGAGGGUCGGACCAAACAAAGCAGCACUCUCUCUCAGCCCUGUCCGUCUGACUGCGUGCCUACCUGCCUGCUGACCUGCCUGCACAUUUUAGGUUAAAGGCAGCUAAUUGGUUUCCAGCUCAGGGUUAAGUCAACACGCUGUCUUGUUUUAAACAGUGUGGAAACUUGAGAGAAGCAACAAUAUGGCACUGUUUGCUCACCCCUGCCUCCCAGAGCCAGUUAGAAUAAUACCAGAGCUUUGCCUGGUUAUCGUUCCCAUAGAGUUGUAAAACUUCAUAUGCUCUGAAAGCCAAACACGCAGUCGUUUACACACCUCACACUCCACUGAUCUCCAAGCAGAAUCAUUCAUCCUGCGUCACACAGAGGGGUCCUGUUGGAGCUCAAAGCAAGGCAAAUAAAUGUGAGAGAUCCUUCAGCAGUUUGCACUCAUCCCUAGACCCCCGUGUGAUUUACACAACGCCAUUUGCAGACAUUAGAACUUGGGUCUUGGAUGAAAUAGCUCAUAUCACUGAAACUAUAACUGACCGCUAGAUUUAUGUGGCAAUAUCUAAAGGAUACUUUGUGGUAAUGGCAGGGGGUAGGAGAACUCCCUUUUCUUUGACCCAUUGGUUUUAUAUUGCCUUUCUUUGCUCUGUAGCGUGAGAGUACAUUAUUUUUCUGCAAUAUUCAAUUUUUUGAAAGACUACAUAAAAACCUAACUUUUUCGCUUUUAUGUUUUUUAGAUACUAGAGUAAUGCAUCGUCUUCCACAGUCCUACGAUCAGAUUUAUUCAGAUUUCUCACUGGGCACAGGGGUCAGUUCAACGUCUAGUUUGGAUUUACAUUUGGUUGAGUUCAAUGUGAAAUCAACAAAAAAUGUCACCAUUUAAUUGGAUUUAGGUGAAAAGUUGGGUGAAAAUGAAACGGGUCGGCUUGCUAUGAAACAAUCUUCAUACUCCCUGCAUGGGUGUGUGUGUGAGUGACAGAGGCUAACCCUCCGUCAAUGACUGUUGUGUUUUUCAGAUGACACUGCAGCGACCCAGACCGACGCUCCACCUGCCGUAUUGGAACCCAAUGCUGAGCUAACCCAGCCUGACCCUACAGGAGAGCCCUGGGGUGAGCAGCACACUGCUUCACUUCACUACAUUAGAAUACUCCUACACGUUGUCAUCUGAAUGCUAUUGACAUCUGUGUUACCUAACCUCCAUGAUGUAUUAUCUCUGCAGUGAAGCCUCGGUUCAGCCAGCCCACUAAGAUGCGAAGGCGGGUGCUGUACAAGCCGGUGGGCAGCUCGGUGAGGCUCAAGUGCCAGGCCACGGGCACCCCUCCCCCCGUCUUUACCUGGUGGAAAGACCAGACCCCUCUGCCACCCCCGCGCCAGGGUAAGCGCCCGCAGUGGACCCUCACCCUGAAGAACCUGCAGCCCCAUGACAGUGCCAAGUACACCUGCCACGUCUCUAACCCAGCAGGGCACAUCAAUGCCACCUACAAGCUGGAUGUCAUCGGUAACACCACCAACACCACGACAAAUAAUUGUUCCUUUUCCUCCAUUACACUCCAAUUUCAUUUAUACUCAGACCUCCCAUAUGUCGCCAUAUUAAUUGUGUGAAGUGUAUUGUCAUUAUGAUUCACAUGCUUAUGAACUCCUGUCCUUCUCCCUACAGAGCGCUCUCACUGCAAGCCUGUUCUGACCGGCACCCACCCGGUCAACACCACCGUGGAGUAUGGCGGCACCGCCUCCUUCCAGUGUAAGGUCCACAGUGACGUGAAGCCUGUGGUCCAGUGGCUGAAAAGGGUGGACCCAGGCACACAGGACCGCUAUAACUCCACCCUGGAGGUCGGAGGGCAGCAUUUUGUGGUUCUGCCAACAGGGGAUGUGUGGUCCCGGCCUGACGGCUCCUACCUCAACAAGUUGGCUAUCGUCAAGGCCCGCGAUGAGGAUGCUGGCAUGUACAUCUGCCUGGGAGCCAACACUAUGGGCUACAGCUUUCGCAGUGCUUACCUUACUGUGCUGCCAGGUGAGUACAGCCAUUCACUCUGAACUGUAGAAUGGGACUUUACUAGGAUGGGAUGGAGGGAUGGAGGCUUACAUCUGUAGAGCUGUCUCUCAUAUCACUGUGAUUUGUCUCUCUGUCCAGACCCUCAGGUGGAGAAUACAGUGACUCCUCCCCACCUAAGCUCCGGCCUGCCAUGGCCUCUGAUCAUCGGUAUCCCCGCAGCAGCCCUCCUCAUCGUAGGCACCAUCGUACUCUGGCUGUGCCACAGCCGCCGACGCCACAACACCCUGCCCCCCCGGCCCAUACCUGUGGCCCACAGAGAAAACCACAUCUCGGACAAAGAGCCCAGCACCACCACCCCCUGUAGUACCCUGACUAGCCCUGACUACCCCAGCCAGAGACUGGUGGGCCUGGGAACCCCCGGCCUCAGUGGGCCCCCUAAGAUCUACUCCAAGGUUUACACAGACAUGCACACGCACUCACACACACACGCCCAUGUGGAUGGUAAGGUCCAUCAACACCAGCACUUCCACUACCAGUGCUAACCAGCCCCCUCAUCCCACCCCACACCUACGGCCUUGUCUCCUAGCCACUGCUGCUAUUCUGACCCAACAAUGGACUAUGAGCAAGGAACAAUGAGCCAGGUAGAUGGAACCAAGGAAAGGCUUGGUUGAACUACACCUUCCAUGAUAAGCAGUGUUAACACAAGCCCUACCAGGUUGGAUCCUGGGAUAGGCAUGGACAAAUGUUACUAAGCUGCCUGCUAGGAGGAAUUCCGCUUCAUUGAGAUGUCUCAGGGCAGGGAAACCCUCUCAUGUGUGCUAUCGAAUAAUUUAUAUGUUUUUUUAAUACCAGUCAACUCUAAUUGUAUUUUAAAGGAUGGAAAGGAAUGGACAAAUGGAAGAAUGUCUAUAUAAACAAAGAAAUGCAGUGCA